AUGGUAAUGAGUGAUGUGAAGAAGGAAAACUCACGUAAGGAAGAAGAUCGAGUUGUGGAAAGUAGCGGAUUAUUCGAUAACUUUUUUGAAAGUAUGUAUGAGCAAAUGCAUAGGAUUGAUGAAUAUCAAAAGGACAUGAGUAGAAUGAUGAAUUCUUUAAGAGGUCAUUAUUUGAAUAAUGAUUUUUCGAAAUAUUUUCCUAGCAGGAGAUCACUUUUAGACUAUGAUUUUAGAAAUAAUAGAAGUACUGACCUAUUUUUAUCUAAACCAAAAUAUCUUUUUAGAGAAGGGCACAGGAGUAUACCACCCAUGGAUAUUAUAGAUAAAGAGAAAGAAAUUGAGAUAAAAAUGGAUGUUCCAGGUUUAAAUAAAGAUAAUGUGCAAAUAAACUUAUACAAUGGUCAAUUGGAAAUUAGCGGUGGUUGUAAGAAAACAGAAGAACAGAAGGACGAACAACACAGAUAUUAUGUAAAAGAGCGAUCAGAGUCAUCCUUUUAUAGAUCCUUUGCCUUACCAGAAAAUGUUUGUGAGGAUGAUAUUAAAGCUACAUUUAAAGAUGGCGUUUUAAAAAUUGAUAUUCCCAAAAAGGACGUUAUUCCGGAAAAAAAAAAAAAAAUUGAAAUUGAAUGA
Messenger RNA from Plasmodium malariae, 630 nucleotides. Its product is annotated as small heat shock protein, putative. The record is from RefSeq and is a predicted model, not a curated record. The transcript has a single exon. Gene Ontology annotation, biological process: response to heat. Lineage: Eukaryota; Apicomplexa; Aconoidasida; Haemosporida; Plasmodiidae. The coding region runs from base 1 to 630 and encodes 209 amino acids.